Messenger RNA from Spizellomyces punctatus DAOM BR117, 2172 nucleotides. RefSeq lists its product as uncharacterized. The record is from RefSeq and is a predicted model, not a curated record. The transcript has 2 exons. Lineage: Eukaryota; Fungi; Chytridiomycota; Chytridiomycetes; Spizellomycetales; Spizellomycetaceae. The coding region runs from base 103 to 2055 and encodes 650 amino acids.
AAAUGACUUUUUGGAAAAAGUUGCAUCGCGGUGAUAGAAACAUAAAGUCCAACCCCUCUUGAUGUGAAUUACCCCAAUUUUCUCUUUUUAUCCCAUCUCAUCAUGCAAGCGCCGGCCUCACCUCCCCCAACACCACCCAUCAAGGUCCUUCACAAAGUUCAAACCCCAACAACACAUCUUACAAAAUGGCAUAAUUCAACCCAGCGUCGACGAGGGCCAUCCGACAUUGUGUUUGGAGAUCAUCGACAUUUUCCGCACACAGAUCAAUUCCUAUCAACAAUGCGCACUGAUUACGACGGGCAGCGGCUAGAUCCAGCGAACAUCAAAGUGGCUCAGGAAACAGCCGCAAAUAGAUGUGGCCCUGAUGUCCAUGUUCCAGUGGGCCCAGCUGGAAAGCCAUUGGGAAUCAAUACGGCAGAUAAACGAGAAGGGCAUAUAGCGUUUGGGGAUCGGAGUAAGGUCUCUGAUUCACAUUUUGAGAGUGUAACUGAUUCGAGCUACAAAUGUCCACCGCCAAUAACGGCGAAGAUAAGUCGAGGCAUGGGUGCUGGUGAAUCUGAUAUCAAUGUCAAGAACCUCCCUCCGUCGCAGCAGUUUCACCAUAAGGCCCUGACAGCUAUUAGCGCAGCUCACGUCGGCUUGGAAACCCGCAAAGACCUACCCAUCGAUGACAAACGGUUCCACAAUUAUGUGACAACUCACCAAGCUGCUUACGCUACAAAAGGUACCAUGCACGAUGUGGCGGAGGGCAAGGGACAAGCUGGCGGUUAUUGUAGAAACAAUCGUGCUAGUGAUAUCCCGUUAGGUGAUCCCGCCAAGGAACGAAACUAUGACACUAUGGCCCGAAAGUCGUACAUUGAUCAUGGGCGUGAUGCUUACACUAAACCAAAGAUCAUUCCACCGCCACGACCAGCCCGUAAUCUGCUGGCAAUGGAUGCGCGGACGAACAAUGAAGACGCUACAUUUACCUCCACAACGGCGCAAACAUACAAGGGUCAUACCAUCCAUCCUAUUCACCGGGAGACCCAAGUAAACCCAGGACAACUCAGCAGCAAAAGCUCCAUUGCAUUGGGAGAAGAAGGAGCGCAAUACCGUCAAACAGAAACGUCCGUUUCUCGUCGCGACUAUGUGCAUGACCCGCAAGCUUCCCAAGCUGCUCGUCACUUGGCACGAUCUUCCGUUGCUGAUCGGUUGUUGAGCAAGCCAGGGAUUCACACAGCCAUCCAACCUAACCCAGUAGCUCAAAGAGACUUGGAGUCAAGCACAUCGGCAUCCUACCGGGUACCCGAACAUAUGGCGGCCUUAAAACCACUUGCUAAUAGGCGAUCGGCGGGAGUCCGCUCCAUUGCAGCUAUGGGGACCCGCGAAGGAAACGGCCACAGCAAGGCAGAUAUGAUGGCUGUAUCGACUGUCCCAACCGGUGAUCCAACUCAUUUCAAUUUCAACACAUCCACCACCACGAAUUCCACCUUUUAUCAGCCAUAUGAAAAUUUCAAAAUGAUACCGCAUCCCAUUCUAGGCGCCAACAUCACAAAAUCCAGUUUCAAAUUCAGCGAACCCGAAGACGAACUGAAACCAGCGGAUCGUUUCCGCUCUUCUACACAUUCUGCGUUCAUUCCACACGACGUAACCGUGGAUCCGGUCGUACACCGUCGCCCACCACGUUCCACACUACAUCUCGACGGAUCGGUCGAGGCGUUACCGAUGUGGGCGAAUGAAACAACGCAACAGGCCCACUAUCGUCCUCCAGUCACUUCAGCUGUCCAUGACCGACACGGUAGGUAUAUGGCCGUGGCACCAAAAUCGACAGCAAAGCCUCUCUUGUUUCCGGUGAAGACAGCGCACAUCACGCCUGAUCAAAUAUACCAGUCAACGACACACAAGUUUUUCAGGUCGCGUGAAGGUCUGAACUUUGAGCAUGGGGAAAAUAUGGUGGAUAGAAAAGUCAGAAGGGGAAUGAGAGGCAGCUCGGUUCCCUUUGGUGAUCAAACCGUCUCCUACUACAAGGAGCUGACAGUAAAGAAAGGACCAGAGCCAGUAGUUGCAGCGUCCUGAUCAUUUUUUGUUGAUGCUGUUCGCGUAAACGAUGGUAAAAACUAGCAUGUGGCAAAGCUAUCUUGUUAAUAAAAUCACAGGAAGAAAAAUAAUAUAUCAUUCAUCUUCAAAACCCAA